AUGGAAAAGGUGGACGAGUCUCUGGACCCUGAUAAACAGUUGGUUGACCAGACCUGGUACCAUGGAGGGCUGUCCCAAAAGGAGGCAGAGGCCCUGCUGCUGAUGGAUGGGGACUUCCUGGUGUGGGCCUCCCCUUCCACCUUAUUCUCGGACUCAAGCCCCCUGGUGCUGUCCUGCUGCUGGGGUGGUCAGCCCCUCCACUUUGAUGUGGUGCGCAUCCAGCUGCGCCCACGGCCUGGAAGGCCCUCUUGUGCCCUCUUCCAGCUGGAGGAUGAGCGUUUCCCCAGCCUGCCUGCCCUGGUAAAGUGUUAUGUGGCUACGAAGCGCCCAUUAACCCAGGCCUCAGGGGCUGUGGCUUCUCGCCCUAUAGCCCGCCACGGACCUCCACGUCCUACGCCCUCUGGAAAGCCCCGACACCGGCGGAGCCUGAGUGGGGAUGGCUGCAGUGAUGGUACUCGCCAAGUCCAUAAGGGGCUGCUCAGGACCAAGGAGCUCAGUGGUAGCCAACCCACCCUAGACACCUUGAGUCACAAGGGAGGCCUUCCUAAGGGGACCAAAGGACCAGGUUCACCAGAUGACCCCCAGGUGGCCAAAGUGGUGCCUCCUGCUUCCCCCCUUUUCCGUACUGGCAGUGACCCUGUACUGCGUAAGGCACAGGAACUGAGUACAGGUACCCCCCUUUGGGGCUCAGAUGGGCAGCUGCAUCCCAAGGUGCCACCCAAACCUCCACGUGCACCCUCUAUAAUGUUGCCAGAGUGUCCUGGGACUCCCACCUCCUGUGAGCUGUUGCCCCAGGAGAUCCUCCAGUUCCAAAGGAAGGGAGGUCAUGAUGAGAAACCUGGGACCAGGGAGGAGACCAGACAGAGGCCCAGGGACAGACAGGAGACCAAGUACAAGACAGAGACCUGGCCUGGGGAAGAAACUAUGCACAGAGAGGGGCAGAAUGGACACCUCAACAACAAAGAAGGUCCACAGGAGGCCCCUUGGUGGGAGGAGUGGGAUCAAGAAGAGGCGGAAGAUUUCGUGAAGCCCCAAGGAGGAGCUACCCCUGCUCUUCAGCCCCAAGCCUUCUCUUCCUGCUUGCUGGGCCCUGAGAACCGGCCCUUGGAGCCCAGCACCCUGAGGACCCUUCGUGCCCUGUUCCUGCAACAUGAUGUGGGCACUGUCGCCCAACACCUGCUUCUGACUGACUGCCAGGCGGCCCAGGUUCUGGGGGUGACACGGGCUCAGCGCCAGGCAAUGGGCGUCCAUUCGGGUCUGGAGCUCCUCACUCUGCCUCAUGGUCAUCAACUUCGGCUUAACCUGUUGGAGAGGCAUGAGGCCUUGGCCCUGGCUGCAGCCAUAGCUGUGGUGGGAUGCUCCGGGCCAGUGGCAGAACGAGUGGCCACCUUGCUCGGCCUCAUCCAGCUGGCACUGGCCCUUCGAGCUCCUGGAGGUGCAGACCUGUUUGCUCUUUCAUCGGUGAUGACUGCCUUGCAGCUCCCUCAGAUCACCCGCCUAGAAAGAACGUGGCGCCUCCUCCGGCAGAACCACACAGAGGCCGCGCUGGCCUUCGAGAAGGAGCUGAAGCCCUUUGUCCGAGCCCUGGAUGAAGGGGCUGGUAAGUGGGAGCCGGGGGAGGUGGCCCUGCCUUACAUAAUGCCCGUGACCCAGCUGCUAGAGGGGGCCCAGCUGUGGGGGUCCCACGAGGAGAGCUGCGAGCGGCUGCUUCGGACGCUGCAGGGAGCCCGGACCAUGGCCAGCAACGCCUCCCACUACCGAGAGGCAGCCAGGACCAGACUCAAGGGUUUCCAGCCCACCCCAGAACUCUGCGAAGCCUUCCAAACGGAAUUUGCACUGAGACUCCUCUGGGGCAGCCGAGGGGCCGGAGCCGGCCAGGCAGAACGUCACAAGAAGUUCCACCUUGUCCUCAACGCGCUCUCCUGGAAGCUGGAGCCUGAGAGCUGAGGUCCCCCAAGCUGGGACAGGUCACGUCGGCUGGCCAGAACUGCCCCCCCCCUCUGGCCCCGAGCCUCCCAGGGGUGUGACUCUGGGGCGGAGGGAAGGCGCAGGGCAGGGUCUGCACCCCGGCCCCAGGCUGACUCCUACCACAGUGCCGGCCGGCCCAGAAGAGUUCUGACCUUGCCCCGCUGCCCCCCUCUAGAGAAGCGACAGCCCGAAGCAGGAGGCAGGCGCAGCGGAGCCCUCCUGCCCACUCCUUCUGCCUCCUCGCCUUUGCUGGGACCAGGACGUGCCGUGGGCCUCCAGAGCCAAGGAGGCCCCUCACUACCUCAUAGACGCUGAAAUCCGCUGCUCUUGCAGCAUCUUCCCAGCCCUGCCCUGGGAACUGGCUAUGGCUAGGACGUCUGCCUCCUCCUGCCACCCCUCUGGGAUAAGCUCCUUUAUUCAGGAGGUGGGAACCUCCCAUAGGCCUCCCCACAAGUCACCCAUCAUCCCCUCCAUCUUCCAACACAGGGGUCGGAGCAGUGGAGACACUGGCCAGCUUCUCCCCAAGUCUGUUUCAGUCCCCAAAAAGGAGUGGCCAAAAGGUGCAGAUGGGGCAGCCUGAGGCUGCAUUCCGGGGCCAGAUCCGCGGGGAGCUGGAAGGGACAGAGGAGGCCUUUGUGACGGCCACCUCCUCCUCCAGGAUUCCUCCUAGUGCCAGGGUAGGC
Gracilinanus agilis (Agile Gracile Mouse Opossum) is the source of this 2651-nucleotide messenger RNA. RefSeq names its product SH2 domain containing 3A (gene SH2D3A). Gene Ontology annotation, molecular function: guanyl-nucleotide exchange factor activity. The transcript has 9 exons. The coding region runs from base 1 to 1947 and encodes 648 amino acids. NCBI's taxonomy places the organism in Eukaryota, Metazoa, Chordata, Mammalia, Didelphimorphia, Didelphidae. The record is from RefSeq and is a predicted model, not a curated record. Gene Ontology annotation, biological process: positive regulation of peptidyl-serine phosphorylation; small GTPase-mediated signal transduction.